Exophiala aquamarina CBS 119918 is the source of this 402-nucleotide messenger RNA. RefSeq lists its product as uncharacterized. The record is from RefSeq and is a predicted model, not a curated record. The transcript has a single exon. Lineage: Eukaryota; Fungi; Ascomycota; Eurotiomycetes; Chaetothyriales; Herpotrichiellaceae. The coding region runs from base 1 to 402 and encodes 133 amino acids.
AUGGCAACCUAUCCUUCUCGAGGAUUUAUGGAGCGGGUCAUGAAGGUGAGAUUGUGGACUUCCGUGCUGUUGUUGGGUGUCCCUCCUGAUUAUCGAUUAGCUGGGUGGUACCAACCAGAGACUUCCUACCAAAUAUUCAAUCGUGUCAUGUCGGACGUUGAUGUUGCAACUGGGAGGUUGCCAACCACAGACUCGCCUACGUAUAGUACAACCGGAGCGGCCUCAGUUUUUGACAUCAAGAAUGCGAUGCCAGAGCAUCCUCCCGCCCAAUGCUACUUCUGGGACAUUAUGGAAACCUGUACACCAACGCAAGCAAGGCAAUUCAACAACGGGACUGCCAUCGCGAAAGACUUCGUAAUGAUAGGAUACCUCUUGGACAACGGCACGGCCAUUUAUUACUAG